AUGGCAAGAACAGAACUUGUGAAUGAUAUGAAACUGGACGCCGAGGUUCAUCCCGACGGCACCUCACACCCCACCUUUCAACCCGACUACGCCCAAGGAAUCACUGGCAGAUGGCGGCCGAAGGUCGAAAUCUGGAGGAGAGGGAAGAUACUUGGCGCAGGGACAUUCGGGACAGUCUGGAUUGAGAAAUGUGUACCAAGUGAAGGCCCCGCUAAGGUGCGAGCUGUGAAGAUGGUCAAGAAGUCAUCGAAUCCUUCCGAACAGAUGUACUGUGAUCAAGAACUCGAAGCUAUGGCGAAGUUUUCUCGACCAAGGUAUUCAGGGUUGUUCGUAGAAUGCUUAGGGUGGUUCGAGGAUCGGCAUUUCAUCUUUAUUGCCAUGGAAUAUAUGAAGUUGGGAGAUCUUCAACACCAUCUUCGCGGCCCAUUACCGGAAAGCGAAGCACGGCAAAUCUGUACUCAACUUCUACGGGGUAUUCAAUGUCUGCACGACAAUCAGUUCGUCCACCGAGAUCUCAAACCCGGGAAUGUCUUGGUCGUGAACGAGGGGCCUAAUUGGCACGUUAAAAUUGGCGAUUUCGGCGUCAGCAAACGGUACGAAAGGGCCGCCUUGCAAUCGAAGGUGGGCACUCCGCUUUACCUGGCACCCGAAUUACUUGGAUUGUACCCUCCUGGUAUGAGCUUGCAGAAACUCCGCCUCUAUACACAUCGCGUUGAUAUUUGGUCACUGGGCGUGAUGGUGUUCUAUCUCCUUUGCCACGACUAUCCAUUCCCGAGCGAUAACAGCCUCUCGUUGUACGUCCGGACUUCCAACUUCCCGUCCUACCGCAAACUUCGGUCUGUUACCCAGGAGGGCCAAAGAUUUCUCGAAUCUCUUUUGGCUGCAGAUGCGACAGUGCGGUUGUCCGCUAAAGAAGCUCUCCAAGACGGAUGGUUGAAACAACCAUCCUUCGACCCGAUCUCAGGAAUUUCGCGUAUGGGCCUUUCCGAAACAUCGGGUUCAAAUCCAAUAGACACUACUAACGAAGCUUCGAGAGGCUGGGGUGACGGAGAAGUUUCUUCCGUAAAAGUUGACGACCAAACAAGCUGGACCGCAUGGAGGCCACAGAGCAAAUCCACAGGCCUACAGCAGUCCAAAUCUGUGGGACAGACUCCGGUCUCCGGUCUGCCGGAUGACUUGAACACGGCUCAUAACAAAGGGCUGUCGUUACUGAGCCAAAAGCAGCAUGCAGACGCUCAGAAAAUGCUGCAGAAGGCUGUUGAAUUGCGCGAACAUGCUUUGGGUGCCUAUCACGAAGACACACUGGCUUCUCUUACUUUAUUGGGCGAUGCUCUUGUUGGCCAGGAGAAGUAUGCUGAAGCCGAGGCUAUGUAUCGAAACAUCUGGGUGAGACAAAGCCGAGCUCUUGGCGAGAAACAUGUCGACACCCUCAGAUCUCUAUACAUGCUAGGCAAAGUCCUCAACAACCAAGGUAAGAAUGUCGAGGCCGAAACCGUGUGCCGGGACGCCUGGGAAGGCGGGGAGCGGGCUUUGGGAGAAGUCCAUAAAGACACGUUGGCUUCUCUUCAUGAAUUAGGCGAUGCUCUUACCUGUCAAGAUAAGGAGGCCGAAGCCGAAUUUGUAUACCGGAACGCCUGGGAAGGGCGGAAGCGGACUCUGGGAGAAGCCCACGAAGACACGCUGGCCUCUCUUCAUGGAUUAGGCGAUGCUCUUACCUGUCAAGAUAAGGAGGCCGAAGCCGAAGUUAUAUUCCGGAACGCCUGGGAAGGACGGAAGCAGACUCUGGGAGAAGCCCACGAAGACACGCUGGCCUCUCUUCAUGGAUUAGGCGAUGCUCUUACCUGUCAAAAUAAGGAGGCCGAAGCCGAAGUUAUAUUCCGGACCGCCUGGGAAGGACGGAAGCGGACAUUGGGAGAAGCCCAUGAAGACACGCUGGCGUCUCUUCAAAAACUAGGUGGCGUUCUUAGCUUCCAAGAUAAGCAUGCCGAAGCCGAAAGCGUGUACCGGGACGCCUGGGAAGGGCGGAAAUGGGCCUUGGGGGAAGCCCAUGAAGACACGCUGGCGUCUCUUCAUGACUUGGGUGAUGCUCUUCUCCGUCAAGAUAAAACUGGCGAAGCCGAAGACGUGUACCGGGACGCUUGGGAAGGUCGAAAGCGGACUCUUGGCGAGGAUCAUUAUCAGACCAUGUCCUCUCUACAGGCAUUAGGCGAUACUCUUACCAGCCAAAAAAAGCAUGCCGACGCCGAGCAACUAUACCGACAGGCCUGGAAGGCACGCAGAGAAGCGUUUGGAGCAAAAGAUGAGGACACACUUAGGUUACUUCAUUGCCUAGCCCAGGCACUUCAUUACCAUGGAAAGCACACUCAAGCCGAAGUGUUAUUUCGGAAGGCCUGGGAGGGGCGUAAAGAAACCCUUGGAGUCAACGAUUUCGGGACACUCCAGUCUCUUGACCGCCUGAGUUCAACUCUCACUUGGCAACACAAGUGGUCCGAAGCAGAAACAUUACAACGUCAGGUUUACAAGGGUUAUCGGGAAAUGUUUGGAGCAAGCCACUCGGAAACCCUUAGGUCUCUUCACAUCCUAGGCCAAAUUCUUAAUUCUCAGAGCAAGUACGCCGAUGCUGAAGUUGUAUUUCGAAAAGCCUGGAAAGGGCGCAGUGAAACCCUUGGUGCAAACGACGAAGACACACUGGAAUCUCUGGAUUACCUACGCGAUGUUCUUCGUGUCAGUCCGCCAUCGAAAAUAACGGCACGCAAGCCCAAGCGCAGUCUACGAGAAAGUCUGGGUUCAUUCUUGAGAUGA
Messenger RNA from Penicillium crustosum, 2802 nucleotides. RefSeq lists its product as uncharacterized. Gene Ontology annotation, cellular component: kinesin complex; cytoplasm; membrane-bounded organelle. Gene Ontology annotation, molecular function: ATP binding; protein kinase activity; kinesin binding. The transcript has 3 exons. The record is from RefSeq and is a predicted model, not a curated record. Gene Ontology annotation, biological process: protein phosphorylation; microtubule-based movement. Lineage: Eukaryota; Fungi; Ascomycota; Eurotiomycetes; Eurotiales; Aspergillaceae. Bases 1 to 2802 code for a protein of 933 amino acids.